AUGUCAAUGCUCGAUACGGCAACCGCUUUCUCCUAUCAUAAUUCUCAAUCCGACUCCAAAAAUUCCGGAGGUCUAUUUAGUAAUCUUGCGCUCCCAUCCACCCAACUUUUAUCCUCCUCUCUGGUUAUGCUUCCAUUGGGUGGAUAUUUUUCGCAGCGAUCAUCGUCUCCGGAGCAAGAGAAAGUUUCACAGCAACAAAAUAUUUCCUCAGCCAGUAUUCCUUCACACUCUACGCCACAACAACCAACCCAUAAUAACAAACGUUCCUCACGGAAAGUCAAUCAGCAACAACAAAGACAAUCUUUUUCUUCGGCUAUCGCUUCCACCUUGACGGUUGGUAAUAUGGGCAGCAUCUUAUCUUCUUCGAACGACGGCAGUAGUAAUAACGACGUCAGUAGUAAUAACGAUACCACUAGUAAUAACGAAACCGCCCCCAAGAAAAAUUCACCGGCGAUCGUCAAUGGCGCACAUCAUCAUCGCAGAAAGAGGCCAUCCAACAAAAUCAUCCGUAAGAAAAUCGAUCAGGCGAUCGCGUUCUCCGCUUAUGCCGUGGAAGAAGAUCAUCAAGAAAAUUCGGACUGCGCGCUUGACCUCUAUUUGAUGGCCCUUGAAAACAUGUUGGAAGCCUUGCCAAUUCAAGCCGAUCAAUCAAGGAGAGAUGCAUUUAAAAACAAAUUAAGGGAAUUCAUGGACCGCACAGGAUUGACCGAAGAAUUCAUGGAAUCCAAGAAUCCACCAUCGUUGUCACCGGCUUCUGAUCAAGAGGAAAAGAAAUGCGAAUGCACCUCAUCAACAUGGUCACCGACAUCACAAAGCAUAAAGGAUUCUGGAAUAUCUAAACACAUAAUCAACGCUGCCAUAACAAGCGCCGUGGCAUUAAAACAAUCUCCAAUUCCUGACGCCGUGUCGGCAACUGUAAAUUACACCAUGAGGAAAAUCAAGAACAUCGAUGAGGCCUACGGGUUACAGGAUAAGGCAUGGGAGAUAUCGAGAACCGGAAUCAACUUGGCAUUGGAAAUUGAUCAACAAUACAACGUACACGAGAAAGUCGGUAAUGCACUGUUUACGGGCUUGGCCGCGGCCAUGAAAGCAGGCAUCGCGUACAAGGAUUCACCCUCGUACCGCGAAUUGAAAAAGAUGAAGGAUCAGUAUAGCGCGGCCGGUAGUGAGAAAAAUGAUGAUGACACCUGUAAUAGUAGCACCCAAGAAUGCGAAGGUGGCGGCUGUAAGGGGGAUCAGGACAAUGGUGACAUCAAUGGUCUCGAAGAUCCUACCGGAUUUGCACAACUAGGAUCAACCCCCGUGACGUACGCAGUAGACCUUCAUUUAUGCACACCGCCACCUUCUCGUAAUCCAGUUGAUACGAGAAAACCUACGCAUG
Molecule: messenger RNA, 1381 nt
Organism: Acaulospora morrowiae
Lineage: Eukaryota; Fungi; Glomeromycota; Glomeromycetes; Diversisporales; Acaulosporaceae
Source: the annotation of a GenBank genome assembly